Molecule: messenger RNA, 1275 nt
Organism: Serendipita indica DSM 11827
Lineage: Eukaryota; Fungi; Basidiomycota; Agaricomycetes; Sebacinales; Serendipitaceae
Source: the annotation of a GenBank genome assembly
AUGCUCCAGCUAGACCUUCGACCGGGCGAUGGAAUAGGAUCAUUUAAACUUGGCGCCUCGCUUUGGUCCAUUCUGUCCUUCGUCCGCCAACCGCAAUCCAAGACCCUCUUUCCCAGUGUCCAGAUCACAUACGAUGUGGCCACUCCCGCAGAGACAAUUAUUCUAGUGCAUCUGCAUCCUCAUCUGGACCUGCUGUUCUCCAGCAAGCACCAGCGUCUGCACACGAUUGUCCUCCGUAAUCUCCGCCAUGGAAUGCUUGCAUCACCACGGCCUGCCUCGCAGCAGCUGGGUAUUCCAAGCAGCUCUGUGUCCUCUACACGUAGCAGCCGGCCUUCCUCUACAAGCGCCGCUGCUGGAGGUGGUGGAACAGGCUUGACUGUACGCUACAGACACACGGUUAUAUCAUCCCAGGAUGAAGUCCUCAGACGUGGGAGUGUGAUGCGACACUUUGGGCCUACGUAUGAGGGUGAGGUGAUGCAAUAUCCAGGCGUGGCGUUUCUCUUCGAGGACGAGCUCCCGUCUUCGUCUACCUCGUUCCCUUCUUCAUCCUCUGGUGGGAUGCACAAGCGUUCAACCAACACAGAGGAGAGUAAGCACAUUGAAGUGCGAAAGAUUGCCAUCACCCAGCGAAGCACAGCCGCAAAUGGAGAGACUAACGAUGCGUUUGAGGAGGUUUUGGAGUGUCCAACAAUGGAUGGUGAACUCCGGUCUGUCGUCGUCAACGUGCAUCGGGGGAUAGAUAUGUAUUUCUUCCCCUCCUCAGACGCUGGUCCGCGGUCACUAGUACUUGGUGAAUCGACGGCAGAGGACAUUCGAUACGAGCUUGGAGAGCCCACGGGCAUACACUACAAAGAUGACGACCGCAUGGCAAUUCACGGUUCCAACACGCAGACGCUUUCCUCCAAUAGUUAUUUUAUGAAUUAUUAUCAUUUUGGCAUGGAUCUCCUUCUCGACGGGGAAAGCAAUGUCCUUAAGAAGAUUAUACUACAUUCUAACAUAAUAGGCUCUCCAUUGUUCCAACGGUACAAGCGGUGUCCUUGGGAGAUUGCGGACCAGUCGUCACAGGAUAAGAGAGUCACCUUUGCCGAUUCUCUGGAGGAUAUAAAGACUCUUCUUGGAAAGUACUCCGAGGCAUCACAGCCGAUGCAAGUCGAUAGGUCUGAAGACUAUGAGGCUCUGUCUAUCCCAGCUUUCUCAACACGGUUGAUCGGGUUCGAUGGUAUCAUCCUCGAAUCGAUAUCCUCUGGGCAGGUGGCGGCCAUUACCGUCUACUAA